Molecule: messenger RNA, 840 nt
Organism: Tachysurus fulvidraco (yellow catfish)
Lineage: Eukaryota; Metazoa; Chordata; Actinopteri; Siluriformes; Bagridae
Product: aerolysin-like protein
Exons: 2
Coding region: 27-563 (178 amino acids)
Source: RefSeq, a predicted model, not a curated record
UCUUUAUCUGGUAUAAAUACGAGAGCAUGAAGCUUCUGUCUCAUCCACAAACUUGCAUCCUUCACAAGACGUCUUUUAAAGAAGACAUUUCUUGCUACCUGCUUCAUCAGUUCCUUGUUAAGAACAAGAUGGUCAGUAUUGUUCAAGUUGGUGGAAUGGGAGGAAAACCUUUCAAUUUUUCUGGCAAGGAAACUGGAUACUGGUUGAAAAAGAUCCAGGUUUGGGAAGGUGAUUCUCAGAUAAAAGCUGUGAAGGUGUGGCUUACUGAUAACGAGCCCAAAGAGUUUGGUGUUCCUGAUGGGAGUCCGAAAGAGUUUACAUUUGAGAAAGAUGAGAAAUUCACCUCCCUUUCACUUUGGCCAAAUGAAGAUGAUACACAUCUGGGUGCCAUCAAAUUCACGACAAGCAGCUUCCGGGAGUUCCAUGCAAAAGUGCGCCUUACUCAGCUGCAACCAGAAGUUCAAGUUGAUGUUGAAACUGGGAAAUGCAUCGGAAUCCAAGGACGAUAUGGGACUGGCAUUGAUCGCUUUGGCUUCAUUUUGCUCAAGAAGAAUUCUGCUUAGCUUACCAAUGUGGUGUAUACCACCAUUUCUAUAAUCUCACCCAAAGUGACCAAAAUCUUUUGACAUUUUCAGAUUAUAAUCUGUUAUAAUUUCCAUCAAUAAAAUCAGUCUUAAUUGAAACUAAGCUUCUGACUUGUUUUUUCCAUAAUUAUGUAUUAUUCUAGAUUCUUCCUGAGCACUACCACAAGUCCCAGUCUUCCCACUAAAAUGUUUCUAUAUGUUGGAGUAGACAAACACUCAUACACUACUUGAGCACAUUUAAACUAAUUCAUAUUAU